UAUAUUCAGACUGUGCAUGUGUUCACUUGAGGGACUUAAUCCUGGACAAGUCACUCUUCUUGGCAUUUCUGAAGAAUAAUCCUAUCCUGACAUUCCUGGUUUUGUAUCCUGUUAGCUUAAGCUGAUUCCAUAUUCUGAAGCAUCUUUGAAGAAAUAUGCAUUUUGUGGGUGGUAUUGAUGUAUCUGUUCCUGAUCACCCUCAGACCAUCCAGUGCUGAGAAAUAAGCCAAGCCCUUUGGCUCAUCUUUCCAACUUCCUCAAAAGACUGACUUCUCAUAGAAGCACUGAACAAUGGAUGCUUUGAUGGGGAAAAGAGCAAAAGUAACAGAAACAGAAUCUGGUUUUGGGAAGCACAAAUGCAGAGACUGAGGAGGGCCUGGAAAGCACUAGAAUUAGAGAAAAGAUAAACACAGGGAAAGCCACUGAUCUGAAAUUCCUACUACCCUACAUGGCUUCAUCCAACUCCUCACAGAACUGUCCCUUUGUGUCUUCUGAAGAAAGCAAGAUAUUCCUGAUUGUGAUGUAUAGUAGCGUCUGUGUGCUAGGCCUUCCCACAAAUUGUUUCACUGCCUGGUUUUCCCUCUUGCAGGUGCUACAGGGGAAUGUGUUGGCCAUAUACCUCUUCUGCUUGGCCAUUUGUGAAUUGCUCUAUGUGGCAACUUUACCCUUCUGGAUUGUUUAUAUUAGGAAUGAUCAUGUAUGGACAAUGGAUUUUCAGACCUGUAACAUAAUUGCAUUUGUAUUUUUCUGUAAUAUCUAUGUCAGCAUUUUACUUUUGUGUUGCAUUUCUUGUGAUCGUUUCAUUGCUGUGACAUAUGCUUUGGAAUCUAGAGGGUACAGAAAACUAAAAAUAGCUGCGUUCAUUUCGAUAGCAAUCUUUUUAAUUGUGGGAAUAGUCCACUAUCCAGUUUUUCAAAUGAAAGAAAAUAUAACUUGUUUUGAAGCCUCUACAAUAGAUAGUAAGAUAGCUAGUUUUCAUUUCUUUCGCUUUUUAGUAGGAUUUGCUAUCCCAUUUUCCAUCAUCAUUUUCACAAACUACAAGAUCUUCAAGAACAUCAAAACCAGCACAACUUUGACUGGAUGCCAGAAGGCCAAAGUAAAGAACUUGGCUAUUUCUAUAGUUCUCACUUUCCUAGUCUGUUUUGCUCCUUAUCAUUUGGUACUUCUUGUUAAAGCUUCAGUUUUUUCCUACUAUAAAGGUGAAGCAAAGAAAGUGUGUACUUUGGAAACUAAGAUGAAUAUGAUUUCAAUGGUAUUCCUAGGCCUGUGCACUUUCAACAGCAUAGCAAACCCUAUCAUCUAUGUGCUAGCCAGUGACAAUUGCAAAAAUGAAUUGUCUCGUGUUCACAAAGGAUGGAAACAAUGGUCCACAAAGACUGAUAGUAUCAACCUAAAGUGUUCAAAGUAGAUGGAAUAGUUAACACCAUAACCUGUAAUGUGUCAUCUGCUUUUUUCUAUCCCACAUUCUAUAGUGGUGCAACCAGAGUUCAGUGACAGUUUAUAUUUUUAAAAAGAGAGAUUUUAACAGCUGAAGAACUGCCACAUUACAACAUUUUCCCCAAAGCAUCUAAAGAACUGUGUUUUUUGGAAUAUUGUGGCUUUUGCAGUCUACAAUGUCUGCAAAAGUCAGAGUUAUUGUAAUAGACUUCUGUGAGGUACCAAGGUAUAUGGGACAGGUCGAAUGCAAGACCCCCUUCCCAUUUAACUAAUCAGAGACAUCAUUAGGUACAAAGAGAAAGCAUUUAUUUAAUCCCUGCAGGGAAAGACCCAGACACACCUGGGAGCCAUCCCAAGUCCACCAUCUGCUCCUGGAACUCGGCCAGCUUCUGGCUUGUCCAGGGUUUAAAAGCAGAAGACUGAAGCCUUCUCAUUGGAUAGACUAAAAGGACAUAAUGAUUGUUGACCAAUGGUCCUAUAUCUCCAGGUUCAAAGUUCAUUUGUCCAGAAAUCAAAUGACCUCCCUAAAGUCCCAGUUCUGGGAACAGGGAUCAUGUGACUCAGUACUGAGAAAUACUUCAUCCAAUCAGUCCCAUUAAAAGGGAAAGUUAACAUGAGCAAAGAGUAAGCUUUUCAUAGGAGAAGGUCUUAAAAGCUAUGACAGGAGAAUACUCCACAUAAAAAGGACAACAUGAACAAAAGUGCUAAACUGGAAACCCAUGUGUGGGCAGAGGCAAAAAAAAGUCAAGCUUUGGUUCCAUCUCAGCCAAAGAGUCCUUUCCCAAGGAUUUUAUCAUGAAGGGGCAAUGGUAGAAAUCAGGCAGCAACAAUAGCAAGGUUUCAGGAACAAGUAUAAAUGGGAAAAAAGAAGAGAGACUCCUUUGAGAUGCUUAGGGAAGAAGGAGCAUAUGACAUCUUUAAGAUACUGUAAAUUGUCAAACCUUCACUGACCUCUACAAAUAUUUACAAAGUGGGUGAUCAAUUAGCAUUCAUUGAUAAUGACUUUAUUUGUUAUAAGUGCUUUCAAUUCAAUAAAUAAAUUAAUAAUUAAUUAA
Molecule: messenger RNA, 2492 nt
Organism: Antechinus flavipes (yellow-footed antechinus)
Lineage: Eukaryota; Metazoa; Chordata; Mammalia; Dasyuromorphia; Dasyuridae
Gene: GPR132
Product: G protein-coupled receptor 132
Exons: 2
Coding region: 449-1408 (319 amino acids)
Biological process (GO): G1/S transition of mitotic cell cycle; negative regulation of G2/M transition of mitotic cell cycle; G protein-coupled receptor signaling pathway
Cellular component (GO): membrane
Molecular function (GO): G protein-coupled receptor activity
Source: RefSeq, a predicted model, not a curated record